Messenger RNA from Leptonychotes weddellii (Weddell seal), 633 nucleotides. RefSeq names its product general transcription factor 3C polypeptide 3-like. NCBI's taxonomy places the organism in Eukaryota, Metazoa, Chordata, Mammalia, Carnivora, Phocidae. Gene Ontology annotation, cellular component: transcription factor TFIIIC complex. The record is from RefSeq and is a predicted model, not a curated record. Gene Ontology annotation, biological process: transcription by RNA polymerase III.
GAUAAAAUCUUGCUUUUCCGGUUCUCUGUCCUGGUUCGUGGUGCUGUGUCUCCGCACCCUGCAGACAUGUCGGGUUUCAGCCCGGAGCUCAUCGACUACCUGGAAGGGAAGAUCUCCUUUGAGGAGUUCGAAAGGCGGAGAGAAGAGAGAAAAACCCGCGAGAAGAAGAGUCUUCAGGAAAAAGGAAAGUUAUCAGCUGAAGAAAAUCCGAAUGACUCUGAAGUUCCAUCAUCAUCAGGAAUUGACUCCACCAAGUCGCGAGACAAAGAUGUCAAUGAAGGAGAAAUGUCAGAUGGAGUCAGUAAGUCAGUUCACAAGGUCUUUGCUUCCAUGCUUGGAGAGAAUGAAGAUGAUGAGGAGGAAGAGGAAGAAGAGGAGGAGGAGGAAGAAGAAACACCUGAGCAACCCACUGCGGGUGAUGUGUUUGUACUGGAGAUGGUUCUCAAUCGUGAAACCAAGAAAAUGAUGAAAGAGAAAAGGCCUCGAAGUAAACUUCCCAGAGCUCUGAGGGGUCUCAUGGGUGAAGCCAACAUUCGCUUUGCUCGGGGAGAACGUGAAGAGGCGAUAUUGAUGUGCAUGGAAAUCAUAAGACAAGGUGGUUUUUGUGGGGAUUACUGAUAAUAGCCUUUUAAU